CAUUCUUGAUCCGCCCCUGAUACGUGUAUAUAUACAUAGGUACGACCGCAUUUAGUCACGUGACGUUACGCAUACCCAGGAAGAUUAAAACAUUUGGGAAUUUACUUUACUUGAGCCGUGACUAAUUGAAAUAUACAGUCAUUUAUGAUGGACAGCUGAUAACUUCGAUCAGUGUUAUCGGCAUCCAACAACAUGACUGAAAAGGUAAAGUUCAGCUCAACACAUGGACAGAAUGUUACACUUACCAAUUCUUCAACGACAGCCACCUGGUCAACACGACAGUCGGGAGGAUGGGUUUUUUCGCUGGCUCCUCUUGAACAAGGACAGACUGUUGUUGUAGAAUUAGACGGUAGUGGACAUUGUGACCUAGGAUUCAUAAAAGAAGACCCACAGUGUACCAACGUAAUGAAGCAAGUUUUCAAACAGAUGAAUGAAAUACGUAUACAUAAACGAAAAUGCACGAUACCUGUUACUCUCAAUGACAAAGCAACCGAGGUCAGCUCCCGAUUCCAGGAGAAAACGUUCACUAAAACACUUGAUCAAGAAAGCAAGAUGUGGUUGGCACUUUAUGUAAAAUUUGGGAAGAUAUCUGCAAAGUUGCUGAUGAACGGUUCACCUGAGUAUCCAGUAAUGUUUUCCAAUAACCAUGGUGCCAACAUAAGUCUUGAAGAAAACAAUUGUCUUGCCUCAACAGUGUUAGCAAAUCCCGCCUCCACGUGUUUUGUGAAAGACAAGAUUUCGAUUGGUGAGGAGUUAUUGUUUCAAUGCUCGCCUCUUCUUGAAGGUGAACGUGAGCCCAGCAGGUACCAUCUUAAAUUGCAUGUUUAUGAAAGGAAUCCAGAAAGCCUCAAGAAGGAUUUUAGGUAUUUAUUUGACUCUGGAACAGCAUACGCUGGUGAACCACCGGUUACUACAUUAGAAGUAUUUGAAAAGGAAGAAUGCAAAGGCGAUAUUGUAGUCACAUUAAAAUGUGACACAAUCGUUGGUUAUAGGGCUGCUUCCAGCAAAUACAAUGAGCAGACGCUACGUGUUAAUGUCGCUGACGGUAUCUGGGUUAUUUUAGAGUUGUAUAGGACUACUGUUGCAGUUAGUAAAAGAGCUAAAACCUUUUCAGUGACGGGUGUUAACGUUGCAGACGCUGCUGUUCGAGAGCCAUCAAAUGUGAAUGCAGAAAAUUCCAUGGAUCCUAUAAGAUCCAUGCAAGAACGAACUGAACUUAAGCGACAAGUUAGUGAUUAUUCUGAGGUUUCAGACGCAAGAACACCUGAUGACAAUGUAACCGAAAGACUAGCUUCACUUGAAAGGGGUCAUCAAGAACUUCAUGCAAACGUAAAGGCCUUAACACAGACUUUGCAAACUGCUGUUUCUUGCAAUAACUUUUCAGUGCCUCCAGGACAUGUACCAAAAGCUUUCCCUUUAACUGUGGCAUCUGAUAUGCGUUCACAAACGUGCGACAGAGAGAUACAUAUUCGGAAAAACUUCACGCAGCUUAUCAACAAUAUGCAUUGUGUCACUUUGUGUGACAAACUGUUUGAAAAAGAACUUAUAACACAAAAUGAAUAUCAAAAUAUCAAUGCAGAAACAUGCUCCCCAGAUGCAAAUAGGAAGCUGCUCUUGGCAAUAAUGAAAAGAAAAAUAAUGAAAUCGACGAUGGAUAAAAUACUUGACGAAACUGAUCAGGGAUAUUUGAAGAACAUGUUUUAAAAUAUAUUCGUACAUGUUAUGAUUUCUAUGCUGAUGCACUCUCUUGCGCUAUAGUGUCAAAUUCUGAACAAUCUGGUAUGUCAAAACGGUAUUUCUGUUAGUUUGUACAUUAACAGAGUUCGAACGCCUUCAUUUUUCGCCAGUAACUAUGGUACCCUGGCUUCAAAACGUUUUACACUUACUAAGAAUAAAUUUAGAACCUUCCCAUAUAAAAUUAGUGAAUAUUUAUGUACAGAAAUACCGUAAUUUAAAACAUUAAACUCUAAAUGUAGUGUAAAGUUCCAUGACUCGUAGAUUGUUCGCGCAAAUACUUAAGAGUGGUUGUCAACGGCUAGGAAUAAUAAGGAAAACGUAAUGCCCUUCAAUUGACUCCGUAGCCCAAAGACUGUCACGUCAUAGCAAAGUCGUGACAACAAUGGUGCCAAUAAUUCCUAAGCUUUGCGCUAAGCCUGGCUUCGCAUCUCCCAUACCCUCGUGGCGAUAGAUUCCACCAAGAAAGAGGUGUCGAGAGUGAUUCAAGAGACUUGCCAUCUUUCAUCUUUAAAAAAUUAUUCUAAUUGUUUGUUGCAUAAAUCAAUAAAAUGAAUUUCUGAUGGUUUAAAGGCGCAUAAUGCCAUUGUUCAUAAUGUGGCUGUCACAUUUUUUACUAUGAACAUAAAAUAUAUUGAUUUCUUAUUGAAUCAUAUUUUCAAUACAUUUUGUAACUGUUUUUUUAGCUCACUUGAGCCAAAGGCUCAUGGUGAGCUUUUGUGACCGCUCAAUGUCCGUCGUCCGUCGUCCGUCGUCCGUCCGUCAACAUUCUUUUUUAAUCUUCUUCUUGAAAACCACUGGGCAGAAUUACACCAAACUUCAAAGAAAUUAUCCUUGGGUGGCCCCCUUUCAAAACUAUUCAAAGAAUUGAAUUCCAUGCAGAACUCUGGUUGCCAUGGCAACCGAAAGGAAAAACUUUAAAAAUCUUCUUGUCCAAAACCACAAGGCAUAGAGCUUUGAUAUUUGGCAUGUGACAUCAUCUAAUGGUCUUCUAUGAAGGUUGUUCAAAUUGUGCCCCUGGUGAAAAGAGGCCCUGUCCCGGGGGUCACAAGUUUUACAUAUACUUAUAUAGGAAAAAACUUUUAAAAUCUUCUCGUCUAAAACCACAAGACCUAGGACUUUGAUAAUUGGUAUGUAGCAUUGCCUUGUGGUCCUCUAUCAAAAUUGUUCAAAUUAUAACCCUGGGGUGAAAAAAUGCCCUGCCCCGGGGGUCUCAAGUUUUACAUAUACUUACAUGUAUAUAGGAAAAAACUUUAAAAAUCUUCUCGUCUGAAACUGCAAGGCCUAGGCUUUUGAUAUUUGGUUUGUUGCCUUGCCUUGUGGUCCUCUACCAAACUUGUUCAAAUUAUGCCACUUGGGUGAAAAGAGGCCCUGCCCUUGAGGUCCUGGGGGUCACUUGUUAUAUGAGUUAUAUAGAAAUAGAUACUUAAAAAAUUAUCAGAUCAUAUUUCCUAGACUGCUGAAUUAUAAUUACCUGAUGACCCCAAGUGGUUAGGGGGUCACUUGACUAUGACCUUGACGUACUGACCUACUUUCUUGUUUUUUAAGAUACAGCCUUGAAAUUUGGAUGACAUGUACAGUUUUGCACACCGAUCUUAAAACUGACUUUCAGUGACCAUGAAUGUGACCUUCUGACCUACUUUCUAAUAUUUUAGCAUCAGUUUGCCAUUUUAAACAUGUGGCUCAUAUUAUUCAGGUGAGCGAUUCAGGGUCAUCUUGACCCUCUUGUUUUCUGAUUUUUGACAAAAGUUCGAAUAUUGAUUGAACAUAUAGUACAACCUUUACUAAAAGCACUAUGUAUGAUUACCUCCCUUUACAGCUUUAACUGUUUAGAUGCUGAACUUCUGAAUUUUGUUUACUUAAAUUGGUUUCAUAUAGCCUAUACAUGUUUCUAGUAAAUUUUUAUUAGACACUUUCAUAGAAUUGUGUCUGUGAUAGUAUUAUUGUUAAGCUGUCUUUUUUUCUUUUUCUUUUUCUUUUUUUUUUUUAUUAUUUUGGCGAAUUAUUUCAGUGAAAUAAGAAGGUAAAACAUAAAUAAUAAUGAGUUCGUGUGUUUUAAUGCAUCUGGAAUUGAUUUCAUUAUACAUGUAUCACGUUAUAAAUUCAUACAUCUACAUAUAUUUAGUUUGUCUAUGUAUGAGAAUACUAAAAUGGACAUUUGUAUUGUCUGAAACUGCUUAUUUAUCUUGAUAGUGGAUUAGCUGCUAGAUAAAACUACUCAUAUGUUGGUGACGUUCUGUGCAUUUAAGCACCUGUCGCUGUUGUUUAUCCUUUUAUCGAUUUUCUGUCACAUUUGAGGCCGAUCUUUUCUCGUUCUUCACUAUUAUAAAACGAAAGUUUAAGAACGAUAACUCUGUAAGGAAGAAUGGUGUAUAAUCUCUAAUCCAAUAAUGUCCGUCAAAGGAUUUUUGGUUAGAAUUAUUUCAAAAGAAUGCAAUGCGUUACAGUUAUCGCCCUUUGGCGUAAGAUCAAUUUUACACUUAAGUACAGGGUUUCGAACCCACAAUUUCAUUAAUUAGCUUUUAAGAUAAAUAACAGUGUUGAUAGAUAACGUCACAGAUAUUGGAAGUGAUGAAAUGAAGUCGGCCUACAGGAGGCAUUGUAUUCAGAAAUUGAUUUGUUUAUUUGAUUUUUGUACAGUGUCAUUGUAGAUAACUUUAGUAUUAUUUACUGUAUUUCUUUUUACACACUGAAACAGACAAUCCAAUCAGUAGAGGUCUAUUAUGUUUUGUAAAUAAAUGGCAAUAUUACGUGUACUUGAAUUUCAAUGCACAUGUUAUGAAAGCAUAUUGACAGAUAAAUUUACCAAAGAAUAUGUGUUAAAAUGUGUGACAAAUACAAAACAUACAUGUUUUCUUUUAUUUAACCACACUCGUAAGGACUUUUUUCAUUUCUUUCUAUUCUCAUUUGUGAUUUUUAUGAGGGAUUCCUCCCGUACACAAUUUGGUAAUUUUCAAUAGUGAAGUCAAUAAAUGCCAUUUGACGAUGGAUCUUACAUGGGUUUCUUUCCAUAUUGAAUUUAUCAGAAGAGUUGAAUGAAGCAAUAAAAUGCGAGAACCUGCCAGUGAUUUUCUAUUUCAACGAGUGUAAUAAUUGAAUUUGGAAAGACAAAUGUAAGAUUUAUACCGCUGGAGCAUUGAAAUGUUUUCUUUCUUUACUUUAAUUCGACAAGUGUCUAUAUUUAACGACGUCAACGUCAAAAUGUUAUUUACAAAAUUCUAUUCUAGCAUAAAACUGCUGUUACCGUCACUUUCGGGGGCGUUUUAACAGGAGAAAAAACGUUUGCUUACAGAGAGAUCCUCGCGCUCACGUGCUGUUAUAACACCUCUUUAUAUAUGCGGGUUCCGUGGCAAAGCGUAAACAAUAUAUUCAUUGACCUGGUUUUUGCGCGUUUUAUGCUAGAAUAGCGUUAGCAUGUGUUCUUUGCGUGUUAUAACAUCUUCAGAAUCCCCUGCCGGGCUCGGGCACCCCUUGAACCACACUCGGGAUUCUGCUGAUAUUGUAACACGAAAAAAAUAUGCGUUAUCCCUACAUUCUAAUAUGCUUGCCUCUGUUAAAACACGCUUACGCUAGAAUGACGUCGCGAUAACGUGCUACCAUAUUUUAUCUACUGUUUUAGAUUAAGUUAUCACAAAAGACUGUUUUAACACUAUUUAUACACUCGGAUGGUAAUACGUCGUACAAAUAAUUUUACUCUGGCUGCGCCCUGAUGAAAUUAUUACGCCCGACGUAUAGCUGCCCAUCGUGCGGCAAUGCUUAAAUCAUCACAACGUUAUGUUGACGUCACGGUGACGUGAUAUUUAGCACCAUGUAUGCAUGUAGAAAUAGAGCUUUCAAAUUUGAUCCAAUAUUUUACUUAAAAGCUGGUUAUUCGCUUUGAAGGCUAAUUCGCCAACAUUUUUGCCCAAACUGAACUCUUCCGAGAGAUGUAUUACCAUUUCCAGUUCUGGUAUGUAUAAACAAAGGAGCAUGACGACCUACCAUUUGGCGACAUGCAUACGCGAAGAUACAGUUCUGUCAUAUUGAUCUAAAUUUUACAACAAAGACAUAUUAGAAUCGAAAUAUUCUUUUAUAGCAAAGCAGUGUUUUAACACUAUUUAUGCACGAUGGGCGGUUAUACGUCGGGCGUAAUAAUUUCACGAGAGCGCAUUCGGUUACAUUUGUAUUUCACUCCUACGACGUCAAACAUGUUAUUUUAUUAUAUACCUAAAUAAAUUCUGUAAAAAAUCAGCUUGUAUUUGACAAUUAAAUAAGAACACACAGACAAAAAAAAUUCCGUAUUGUACCUUUAGAAUUCCGUAUUGUACCUUCCGUAUUGUAUACUGUCGGACUAUUUUCAUUAAUAUGCAUAACACGACACAUUUCUAUAAAUAGCGCACAUAAAAACUUCACUAAGUUCCAAUUAAUAUCGAUAAACAUUAAAGAUUUCGUUCAAGAACAAAACAAGAAUCAAAAAGGUAAAGGUAUAUAAUAAAAGGGUCAUUAUAACAGUAGCUGGAUCUGGGACUUUGUAUUCGGCUCUCGUGGAUUUUGCAAGUUCGGAACACACUCGGCGCUUGCGCGCCUCGUGGGAUGCGAUCUAGCAAAAUCCACUCGAGUCGAAUACUGCAUCCCAGAUCCAGCUACUGUUAUAAUAACUCUAUUAUAUCCGCUAACCUGUCUUGUAUUUGUAUCAUGCGUUUCAAAAGAGAAGAGUACCUAUCACUAUUUUAAAAGCAAUAUAUUUGUGAAAUAGAGAUUAUGCAAAGUGUGUGGAUGGGUUUAUAAUAUUGUUAGCUCACCUGUCACAAAGUGACAAGGUGAGGUUUUGUGAUCGCGCAGCGUCCGUCGUCCGUGCGUCCGUGCGUAAAAUUUUGCUUGUGACCACUCUAGGGGUCACAUUUUUCAUGAGAUCUUUAUGAAAAUUGGUAAGAAUGUUCAUCACGAUAAUAUCUAAGUCAAAUUUGAAACUGGGUCAUGUGCGGUUGAAAACUAGGUCAGUAGGUUUAAAAAUAGAAAAAACUUGUGACCUUUCUAGAGGCCAUAUUUUUCAGGAGAUCUUCAUGAAAAUUGGUGAGAAUGUUUACCUUGACGAUAUCUAGGUCAAGUUUGAAACUUGAUUAACUGCGGUCAAAACUAGGUCAGUAAAUCUAAAAAUAGGAAAACGUUGUGACCUCCCUAGAGGCCAUAUUUCCCAAUGGAUCUUUAUGAAAGUUGGUCAGAAUGUUAACCUUGAUGAUAUCGAAAUCAAGUUUGAAACUGGGAUAUGUGCGGUCCAAAAUUAGGUCAGUAGGUCUAAAAAUAGAAAAUCCUUGUGACCUCCCUAGAAACUGGUAUACAUGCUCUCAAAAACUAGGUCAAUAGGUCUAAAAAUAGAAAAACCUUUUGACCUCUCUAGAGGCCGUAUUUUUCAAUGGAUCUUCAUGAAAAUUAGUCAGAAUGUUUACCUUGAUGAUAUCUUGGUUAAGUUUGAAACUAGGUCACGUGCGGUUAAAAACUAGGUCAGUUGGUCUAAAAAUAUAAAACGUUGUGACCUGUCUAGAGGCCAUAUUUUUCAGGAGAUCUUCAUGAAAAUUUGUGAGAAUAUUCAACUUGAUGAUAUCUAGGUCAUGUUCAAAACUGGGUCAUGUGCCUUCAAAAACUAGGUCAUUAGGUCAAAUAGUAGAAAAACCUUGUGACCUCUCUAGAGGCCAUAUUUUUCAAUGGAUCUUCAUGUAAAUUGGUCAGAAUUUUUAUCUUGAUGAUAUCCAGGUCAACUUUAAAACUGGGUCACAUGAGCUCAAAAACUAGGUCACUAUGUCAAAUAGUAGAAAAAACGACGUCAUACUCAGUUUAAAACUGGGUAUGUAGGGACAGGUGAGUGAUUCAGGACCAUCAUGGUCCUCUUGUUUUGUUAUCUACUUGAUUUUAUUUGUUCUUGUUUAUUUGUUGUUGUUGUUGUUGUUGUUGUUGUUUUUGGCAUGCUGUAUUUUUCACAUGAAAAUUGUACAUGUAUAAAGGCUAGAGUCCUUUUGUAUGAUAUAGUUUCGCUGCCGCGCUCUAGGACACAGUCCUCCCGUUCAAAAUCUGAUAUUUUUUUACAUAAUUUCUUCUUCAUAAUUCGCAACUUGUGCUCAUAUUCAAACAAUUAAGUUCAUUGAAAGAGAAAUAUAGAUUUAAUUAAAAGUUGAUUGAUAA
Mercenaria mercenaria is the source of this 7890-nucleotide messenger RNA. RefSeq lists its product as uncharacterized. The record is from RefSeq and is a predicted model, not a curated record. The coding region runs from base 193 to 1704 and encodes 503 amino acids. The transcript is spliced from 4 exons. Lineage: Eukaryota; Metazoa; Mollusca; Bivalvia; Venerida; Veneridae. Gene Ontology annotation, biological process: regulation of apoptotic process.